Messenger RNA from Nymphaea colorata (pocket water lily), 2537 nucleotides. Its product is annotated as putative disease resistance RPP13-like protein 3. The transcript has 2 exons. The record is from RefSeq and is a predicted model, not a curated record. Gene Ontology annotation, molecular function: ADP binding. The coding region runs from base 1 to 2154 and encodes 717 amino acids. NCBI's taxonomy places the organism in Eukaryota, Viridiplantae, Streptophyta, Magnoliopsida, Nymphaeales, Nymphaeaceae. Gene Ontology annotation, biological process: defense response to other organism.
AUGCCGGAGGCGGCCAUUGGGUUUGCUCUAGGAAGGCUGGCUUUGUUCCUGGAGGAGGCGGCCGUAUCCAUAUUUGGAUUCCGUGAGCAAGUGAAGGCGGUGGAACGUAAACUCAGAGGGAUUCAGUGCUUCCUCAAGGACGCCGACGGUCGGACCGCGAGUGAUAGCAAGAUUGAGCAUUGGGUGAAUGAGAUGCGUCAAGUGGCCUAUGAAAUCGAGGACGUCAUAGACCUCUUUCUUUUGGAAGUUGAAAGUUAUUAUGACCGCAAGAAUUUGAAGGGCAAAGCAAAGAGGGGAAGGCAGGCGCUGCGUGAUCUCUGUGGUCGGCCAAGUUUGGGUAGGAAAGACGGUUUAGCCAGAAAAGUGUACAACCGGGCCAAGAACAGCUUCGGCUCCGCUGCUUGGAUCCAUGUGUCGACGCAUCCAAAUGAAGUUUUACGGGAGCUGUGUAAAGCUGUCCUACACCUCCCUCGACACGAGACAGAGAAGCUGGUUGAAGCUCAUGAGAUGCGGGAGAGAAUAGCCCGCAAACUAAUGGGGAAGAAGUACUUGGUUGUUCUUGAUGAUGUAUGGAAAAAUGAGACUUGGGAUGCCAUUAGAGGAGCUUUCCCAGAUGGGAACAGUCGGAGCAGAGUUCUAAUAACAACACAAAAUGAGGGGGUGGCCAAACACGCCGACAUGCACACUCCCCCUUACAGGAUCCCCUUGCUGAACCAAAGAGACAUCUAUAAGCUGCUCUGCAAACACGCCAUCCCCGGGUCUCCCCAGUCCUGCCCUCAAGAGUUGCAGAGCUUGGCAAACGAUAUUGUGGCAAAAUGUGGUGGCCUGCCCUUGGCACUUGUUGCCGUCGGACGCAUUCUGUCUGGAAGAGAACCAACAGUUGUUGCGUGGAAGGAUUUUGUGGAUGGAUUCAACUGGGACAUCACUCAAGGUAAGGCUGAGAUUUCGAGAAUCUUGACCAUGGGCUUUGACUAUUUACACUAUGAUCUGAAACCGUGUUUGCUUUAUUGCUGUGCUUUCCCGGGGGACUCUGAGAUCCGAGUCAAGAGACUCUUAAGACUGUGGAUCGCAGAAGGUUUUGUGAAAAAAGAAGAGGAUAGGAGACCGGAUGCAGUCGCGAUGCGUUACUUGAAUGAGUUGGUUGCCAGGAACCUCAUUCAACCUUGCAAACGAAACUCAUCUGGGGAAAUCAAGUCUUGCCGAGUUCAUGAUGUUCUGCGUGUAACGUUGGCAGUUAUAGCAAAGAAGCAGAAUUUCUUUCAAAUUGACCCAAUUACACCUAACAACUGUGACCUGUUGAAUUGCCGCCGCCUCGCCACCCACCGUCGUCUUGAGGAAAAAACAUGCUCCCUGCAGAAUGCUCGCUCCAUUAUCUCCUUUCCAGAAAGUAAACCACCAAUUUGGUCUGACCAAAUUAAAAAUUUCAAGCUACUUAGAGUUUUAGACCUUGAAGGUGUUGGUAGUGUUGAGAAACUGCCAGUGGAGAUUGGAGAUUUGGUCCUCCUUAUAUAUCUGGGCCUGAGGCACACAUCAAUUGAAACGCUUCCCAGAUCCGUCAAGAAGCUUUCCAACCUGCAAACGUUGGAUCUUAGAACCUCUGCAAACGUUCGUUUAUCACACUCUAAGGUCCCGUUGAAAUAUUUCAAGGCCAAGCAUGUAGCGAAGUUGACCAAUCUGAGACAUUUAUAUUUUGGAAGUCGAUCACGCGGCGAGCUUUUUAAUGCCAUGGAAGUGCCGGAAGAUUUUGGAGUAAGGCGCAGCUUAAAGGAACUGCAGACACUGUCAUAUGUGAAGGCAGGCGGAUGGGUGGAAAAGGGUUUGUGCACCAUGACAAACCUCAGAAAAUUGGGAAUGCAAGUCCCAAAAGCAUAUGGGUCAUCUAGGAGUGCUUUUGGAUCUAUUGCCCAAAGUCUGAGCCACCUUCACAGCUUGUAUCUGCAAGGGGAGUUGGAGAAUCUACCGGACACUGCAUUUGUGAAGCUUACCAAACUAACACUUGAUUCCUCCUGCUUACGUGACGAUCCUUUCUCUGGAUUACAGACAUUGCAGUUGCUCAAGAGCUUGAGGCUCAUCAAUGCAUACCACGGCAAGACGCUGUGCUGCUCAGGAGGUGGGUUCCCUUGUCUUGAAGUCUUGAACCUUGAAAACUUGUAGGAUUUACGGGAUGUUGUUAUGGAGUCUGGAGCCUUUCGUCAGCUUAAAUUCAUGAGAAUUGCCUCCUGCGGCAAUUUGCAUAUGAUCCCAAGGGGGCUAGUGAGCAUAAGCAGUCUGCAGGAACUGAGGCUAGUCGACAUGGCCGCCUUCUUAGUUGACGGCGUUCAACCGAACAUGGGUAAAGAUUGGCACAUAACUAAGGCCACCCAGUUAACCAUUUUUACCAAGCAAGUUCCGCAGUUUCGUUGCUGAAAUCUUCUGUUUCUAGUUAUCUCACUUGCAUUCAUUAAAUUAUUCACAUUUGUGUUCGUUGAAUAUCACUUUGAUCUUCCAUUUCAUGUUACCAGAAAAUCUCCAUCUUCUUAACUACCCCGUUAUUUUUA